Molecule: messenger RNA, 1977 nt
Organism: Lecanosticta acicola
Lineage: Eukaryota; Fungi; Ascomycota; Dothideomycetes; Mycosphaerellales; Mycosphaerellaceae
Source: the annotation of a GenBank genome assembly
AUGAGCGUGUCUCCGGAGAUUCACGUAGGCAUUUCGGUAAGUCGAUUUGCUCGGGACAUCUCAUUCCACCAACGCACCACCACCCUUGCACGGAUCCAAGCAUCACGAGUAGUGCUUGACUCGGCGUUGACCUGUAUCUGAAUGUCGUAGGCCUGCCUUGACGACAUCACGCGUGCCUUCAAAGACGGCCAGGCCAUCAUCGAGAAGAUCAAGAAGAAGCGAGCUCUGAAACGCGCUCCCCCUCCUCCCCGCCUCCUCGAAGAGAGCAUUGACGAUGGCCCGAACGAGAUUGAAAGAGAGAAGCAGCGAGGGUGGAAUCGUUUCGGGAAGGCGUUUGAAGAUGGAGAUCAUCUCGCAGUCAUCGCGCUCCAGCAGGUCACAAUCCAAUUGCAGAGCAAGCUGCUGGAGAAGCUGAGGAAUGCGGCCUUCGACGACGACAGCAAGAUCACGGACUUCACAUACCUGGUAGAUGCAGCAGAUACUGGAAGAGACCGUACAAUCGCGGUGCUGCACGAGCUCAAGCAGCGUCUCAUUGCGGCGCAAAACACUGGAGAAGAAGCCACGGUCUCGAAGGAGCAGCCCCAGCCGCGGAUAGUUGAGACGAGUGCCACGCCCAACAGCAGCGGCAGCAAUGUUACGACACCGACUGGACAAGUGCACCGGGAACGAGCCAUAUCGGCCGCCAGCAUCACGAAGCAACCUGCCAAGCAUCACAACACAUGGUCCCGGGACUUCACCGACUCUCGCGAUGCUUCAGGCGAAGAGAAUGCCGCGGCAGGCGCAGAAGACAGCCACCAUCACCGCAAGAGAAACUCUCUUCUGGGCUUCCUCAAACACCAUCGCGCACACAGCGAUUUGGAAAAGUUGCCCAAAGAAAAGAACGCCCCUCAGCAGCCUAUCGUUGAGGAACCCGCUCGUAAAGGCUCAACGACCUCCAGCACAGGCGUGACAGUGCCAUAUCGACCACCGCCUCAGUGCGACGCCAGUGCUCCCAGCGACGCCCAGCCCCCACAGUCCAAGUUUCAGUACGCUGAAUGGGAGGACAACCCUGAAGAGAUCUGGGGAAGCAAACCUCACCUCGACCGGAGAGAAACAGUCGCACUCGCGCCAGACCAGCCGUCGGCCAACCCGACUACUUCCUUCACAGUCAAUCUACCACAUCAACCACCUCCUCCAGUAAUGACAAACCGCACCAAUUCCGUGGCCACUUAUACCAGUAUCGCACAUCAACACCACCCCUCUACGGCAAUACCCACUCCAACCCCUGAAAACGAAUUUCUCGGCUUCUGCAAGGGCGCCUGGAAGCUUCAAAACGGCGACAGGAAAGGCAGCAUGUCCAAAUGCAAAGAUGUCGAACCCUGGUCUCGCCAUCCCUCUGCGCACUCCGCCGCCGCAUCUUACCUUGCCUGCCAGCAACAACGCUGUGCUUUCCGCUCCUCCUUCAGCAAUGCAGACGUGAAUGUGAUUUGGAAAAAGGUUUUCACCCUGGAAGCCAAAGGCAUCAGACUCCGUUGGCAAUUCCUGGCCAAGAGCCAUGUCCUGCAGAGGGUAGUCGUGAAGCACCAAUAUUCGUUCAAAUGUCUCUUCUGUGUCUUCACGACGGGAAAAUCCGGCGUGUACCUUGGAAUGGAUUUCUACCUCGAUCACAUUUCUUCGACGCAUCGUCCGGAACGCUUGUCGGAAGUGAUUCUCUACAAGACCGGGUGCAUCAACGAUCGCAUCGCGGGUGAUGAGGAGGAUUUCGAUAUCUGUUUGUAUCCCAUGACGGCGGCUGAUUGGGAGAGAGACGAUAUGAGUGGAAGGAAACAGGAGGGAUGGUUAAGCGAUGAUUUGGUUUUCGGCGGUGGCGGAGCUCAUCACGGAAGAGAUAGUGUUGCGAACGAUUCCAUGUUCUCGAAUGAGCCCUGGAAUGAAGGUCUGAGUGAUUUCCAUUAUGGGGACAAGUGGGAUGGGGUUGAGAUUGGAGAGCAGAUUUAA